Molecule: messenger RNA, 4941 nt
Organism: Limulus polyphemus (Atlantic horseshoe crab)
Lineage: Eukaryota; Metazoa; Arthropoda; Merostomata; Xiphosura; Limulidae
Product: adapter molecule Crk-like
Exons: 9
Coding region: 292-1110 (272 amino acids)
Molecular function (GO): protein binding
Source: RefSeq, a predicted model, not a curated record
UCAGGCUUAAGUUAGAGAACUAGGAGGGGUGCAAUUAUACAAUUGCUUUCAACAAUUAAAGUGAUAGCGUACUACUACUAAUGGUAGUACGUAGAAUAUCGUGAAUUCAUAGGAUUGUAUAUGAUGGAAUUGAAACUACGUUCUAAUUUUUAUAAUUUGUAACAUUUAUGAGACAUACACUGACUCAGUAAGUGUCUGUAUCUGUAAACAUACAAGUGAUUUGUGUAUGGGUUGAUAGUGUCCAGACUGAAGCACAGGGGAUAAUCAAGCUAAAACCGGGGUCAAAUAGAAAUGGCUGGGAAUUUUGAUGCAUAUGAUAAUUACAGUUGGUAUGCUGGAGCUAUGUCCAGACAAGAAGCAACAGACAUACUAAUGUCAACAAAUGAAACAGGAGUAUUUCUGGUGCGAGACAGCAGUACGAUUAUUGGAGACUUAGUGUUGUGUGUAAGGGAAGACAAUAAAGUCAGCCAUUACAUUGUUAAUAAGAUCCAAGAGGGUGAUCAAGUUCGAUACAAAAUUGGAGAGAAUUCAUUUCCUGAUGUUCCUUGUCUCUUGAACUUUUAUAAACUUCAUUACCUAGACACAACUCCUCUUACUACACCUGUUCCUAGAAAACUUGAGAAGGUUAAAGCUAAAUAUGACUUUGAUGGAAGUGGAGAUCCUGAUGAUUUACCAUUUAAGAAAGGAGAAAUCUUAACAAUCUUAUCCAAAGAUGAAGAACAGUGGUGGACAGCCAAAAACAGUGUGGGUCAAAAAGGAUCUAUUCCUGUACCUUAUGUUGAAAAGAUCGAUGAAAGUCGUUCUUUGUCUCCUGCUGGUUGUGGAUCUAGUCGUGCAUCACCAAACUUUCACUCUUCUAAAGAGUUGAAUAAGUACAACACACCAAAUAUUCAGAGAAAACUGCCAGCAUAUGCUAAAGUAAUACAUCCAAGGGUCCCUAAUGCUUAUGACAGCACUGCCUUAAAACUUGAGGUUGCUGAUAUCAUCAAAGUAACCAAUAUACAUCAGAGUGGUCAGUGGGAAGGGGAACUCAGAGGCAAGCAUGGCUUCUUUCCAUUUACACACAUAGAGUUCAUAGAUUCAGAAAACACCGAAGAUCAUGAGUCCUAACAUUGAUCGACCACCGUGUUGUAAUUGAAGAUUGAUGCUUUCAUUCAAAGCUUUAGAUUUGGUGCAGAUAAGAAGACCUCCAGAUAAUAAGCCUAAGAGUGCUUUAAAGAUUAAGUACAACAUCAUUUGUUGUGUUGUAAACAGCUUUUGUUUUUUGCUAUAAAUAGUUCAGAUGCUCAGGGCAUUGAAGUUUCUGAUUCUCAGCUUCAAUUUGAUUUAACCUCAUUUUAUUGGGGGAAGACAUUUGUAAGCAUGAUUAUCUUUGUAGCUUUUGUACCUCAUAGUCUAUUCAUGUUCUAGAUGAUAAUGGUGGUGUAGCUUUGAAGCAUUAUUGAGCAAACAAGUUAGCUGGAAUGUAUAGGGUUAUUGUGUCACAAGUUUACAGGUUCUGAAUAGUUUCAAAUUGUGGGUGUAAUGUAGCACUAAAGAGCUUGAUUGAAAAUACAAGAUGCUAGUAAAUCCCAUACCAGACUGUAUUAUAGUAAUGAUCAGAAUCAGUUAUUAAGUAAGCAAUUUAAUGACCAAAAGAUUAGUUUCUUUUUUUUCAGUGCCAAAUUAUACAAUAAAAUUUGUUGUAAGUGGAUGUAGCAUGUAUUGUUCUAUUAAAUAGAUGAUUCAAUACAUUAGAUGUCUAUAUUGUAAUCAAAAAAAUAUUUAUGUUAUUCAUCUGUCAUUACCAGAGAUGUCAAGAGGCUGGAAUCCUUUAAUGAUAAACCAUUUUAUUUGAAACUACUCUGCUAUACUUUUUUUUUUUUUUCACUGGACUGUCUUAUGGAUGAGAAUUGAAAAUGCUAUGUUGCACCGUGUUUUGAACCCAUGAAUGAUAUGUUGAAGGUGCUAUAUAGACUUAAUUCAAAUAAUUAGUAAAAUUAAUUUCACAUGUUUCUGGUAAUACCAUCUUUUCUUUGUUUUGAGUUUAUAUAUAUAUAUGACUGAAAUAUGACAUGAAUACAUUUUAUCUUGCUUAGGGAGGGAACUUUUAAUUAAUGGUAUGUUAGUAUAGGGUAUGAAAGGAAAAAAAGAAGGUUUCUGACAUGAAAUAUAUUAAGUUGUACCUACUACAUACAAACUUAUUAUAGGUUUACUUUUAUUUUUUAACAGUAGUAAAAAUUGAUUAAUGGUUAAGAAAGUCCUUAUAUUUAGUAAACUAGAUAAAGUUUAUCGGUUACUUUGAAAUGCUUCUGAAAGUGUAUUUACAUUGCUAGAAUUCUGUGUAGAGUUAUCGAAAAAGAUAAUGUUAAAACCAUUAGCAGCCUUAAUGUAAUGUUUCUUCUUACGUUAAACUCGACACAGACUAACGCUUGGCUUUUCACAAGACAUCUUUAGGUAUAUGUUGUGAUUUUUUCCAUAAUUUUUUGUUCUUUCACAAACGUUUUUUAAUUAAAUUGCUGUAUGGUGCUGUUUCACAUAGUUUUUUCAUUAAGAGACUGUCUACCUUUGUUUAACAAGACAUUUAAAGCAGAAACAGUCCAGAAAACCAACUUUGAACCAGUUGUAGUUUUAUCUUAAGAGCAUAGUUUGAUAUAAUUAUUUUUUGUUUAUAAAUAUAUUUUUUAACACCCUUGCUAGUAUAUUUCAUAUCUCUGUCAUGGAAAUAAUAUACAAAACACAAGAUUUAUAUAAAACCCUCCACUACUUACUUGAUAUUACAGGAGGAGAACAAUAUUUUUUGGAAUUAGAGAUUGUCUGCAUGAUUAGGAUUAAACAUUUUUUUAAUAUUGAAAAAAAUAUUACCACGUGGUAGCUUUUAUUAAUGGAGUUUGAAGAUGUGUUAAUCAUCUGUGUUUUAAAGGAAGUAAUUGUGAUGAUCAUGUUUUUAAAGUCCUUUGGUUAUAGUAUAAGUUGAAAAAAUUUUUAGUUUAUAAAAGCAAGUUUUAUUAAUAUUUUAAUACUCUUUUAACAUUAUGCAGUGUAAAAGAGAGAGCAUUGAAACAUUACUGAUAAAACCAUAUGUGAGUGUAAUAAAAACUUACUGUUUAUUAAACACAACAACAUCAGAGUUAUCACGCUUCACUUCGGAUCUACAAUGUAUUCCAAAAUGGAAAAUAAAUAUUCUAUAAAACAAUACAUGCAUGAUGAGUGAACAGAAUUCAACAAUAUAUGUGUAGAAGCUAGUACUAAAUGACAUCAACAGUACAUACCUGUUGAAACCAAUAAUGUACAAGAAGUGUGAAUAAUGUGAAAUUAAGUCACAAAAGGUGCUUGCCUAAAACAUAACUUGAAGUACAGUAUAAUGACAUAGAUGUUGGUUUCACUUUUUUUUUUUUCCUUUUAGUAUGUGUGUGUAUUUAUCUUUCACUUCAGUUUAUCUAAUCGGAAAGUGAAUAUCUUGUAGUGUCCACCUUUAUACAUAAUGUUUAAUAUUUUUUUAAUUUAACAGUUUUUAUAAAAUAGUCUUCAUAUGAAGGUUUAUUUGUAUUAAUAUGUCUACCACCUAUUUCAAAAAUUGGUUAUUUUUAUGAGUAUUUUAUAUAUUUGUAGCUGGAAACAAAUAAUAUUGUACAUAUAUAGAUUACAAAGAUUUUCAUGCAUAAACCCAUCAAUUUUUAAAAACUUACUUAGGUAAAUUAACAAUUACUGCCAAAAAUGAUGGACAAUCACUAAAAACAGUGAAUAAAGUUCUUUGCCCGUUUUUGUUAAUUUAAAACUGUUUCUUGGGUCCUCCAGUGAGACAGCAGUAAGUUUAUGGACUUACAACACUAAAAUCUGGAGAUUCAAUUCCCUGUAGUGGACACAGCAGAUAAUUCAAUGUGGCUUUGCUGUAAGACAAACAAACAAAGCUGUUUUUCAGUUCCUUAUAAAUUUUGUUCAGUAGGCAGCUUGGUACAGUGUGUUUGAUACUGAAGGGAAAUUGUAUUUAUUUAUAUGUCUGUUUUCCUUCAGAAAAAUCUAGAGUUCUAAAUAUCAGGAUUAGAUUUGAUAAAUUUCCAAGAUUGUUUAUGUAUUUUGGAAAGUACAGAUAGAAAUAUGCAUUAUUAAUUGAAAACAAAGGGCAUGCUUAAUUCUCAGGCUACUUAUUAACUUUCAAAAUUUCAUUAAUGACAAAACACUUGUAGACAUACAGGAGACUUUUAGAGUUUUGCUUUUAAUUUGUGGACGAAUAGAUUUGUAGAGGAAAAUUUACUUCUUUGUUAAAGUUGAAAACAAAAGUAUUAUUGCUUUUUUGUAAACAUCUAGUUUGAUCUGGAUACUUGUAACAUUCUGCUAAAUAUAUCAUUUGUGUAUUCUUGUAGAAUUUAUAUAUAAACAUGCCAGUAGUUUUACUUCCCUUCCUAUUGUUUUAUUCAGGUGAACAUUUACUCAAAAGUAAAUGAUUAUGAUUGUCACAUAGCAGUAACAACUCUGAAGUCAACUGAAUAGGUGGAAAGACCUAUGUUUUUUUAUUUCAUGCACUAUCUUAAAAGAAAACCUCUAGAUAACAAUGCAUUAUCUGCAAUAGAAGAUAAUGUGUGUUUGUUAAAACCAAAAAAUGCUAAAAAACAAAGACAAGUGUUGCUAAAGGUUAAGGUAAAAAGUAAAAAUUUGCUAAAGAUUUAGGUACCAUUUGAUCUGUUUGCUCUUUAACAUGGACUUUAUGAGGUUCAGUUUCUAUUUUUUAAGUUUACAUUGGCUUUGAAAAGAACAGUUUUUGUGCAAAUAUAGUUAUUGCAAAAUAAAGUUACCAAUAUUAGGCUGACAGUUCAAAAAUUGGCCUGUUUCUAUUUUGAGUAAUUGUUAAUAUUAUUUCUGUUCUUUUUGUAAAGUGGGCAAAGUUUAGUUUCUUAAUAAGUGUGACUGUAUGUCACGAAAUUCAAAAUACACACAAAUAUAUAUAUAUAUAUAUAUAUAUAU